UCUGGUUAGGCGUUCUUACGGGCAACUUCUCGUGGACUUGUUGCCAGCACGGAUCUCUCCACAGGCCAGAACCAGACCGCGGAGACGAGCGAAAAGAACUUACGCUGGACUAAAGUAAACUUCAGCGGACAUAUGAGAGUAUUCGCGUGAACUGGAGCCGCCGACAUGUUUACGCGCGGAUCAAAGAAGCGACGCUCCAAUCGCUCGACAGAGGCUGAAGAUCCGGACAGGGGGCAGCCGUGUAUGCGAUGUGGAGAACAGUGUCCUGGCUUCCGCAUGCAUGGAUGGAGGAAGAUCUGUGUGCACUGUAAGUGUGUGCGCGAGGAGCAUGUGGUGCGUUCUGUGCCCGGACAGCUGGAGAGAAUGAUGAUGAAACUGGUGUCAGACUUCCAGAGGCACUCCAUAUCCGACGACGACUCGGGCUGCGCCUCAGAAGAAUACGCCUGGGUGCCACCCGGGAUCAAGCCUGAACAGGUAUAUCAGUACUUCAGCUGUAUUCCAGAGGACAAAGUUCCAUACGUCAACAGUCCAGGAGAACGAUACCGUAUUAAACAGCUUUUACACCAGCUGCCGGCCCAUGACAGCGAGCCUCAGUACUGUAACUCUCUGGAUGAAGAAGAGAAGAAAGAACUGAGGUUAUUCAGCCAGCAGAGGAAGAGAGAGAAUCUGGGCCGUGGCAUUGUGCGACUUUUUCCAGUCACCAUGACCGGAGCCAUCUGUCAACAGUGUGGAAGGCAGAUCUGCGGCGGGGACAUAGCGGUGUUUGCGUCACGAGCGGGUCACGGCUCCUGCUGGCAUCCUCAGUGCUUCCAGUGCGCUUCCUGUAACGAGCUGCUGGUGGAUCUCAUUUACUUCUAUCAGGACGGACACAUCUACUGCGGCCGGCACCACGCAGAGCGCAUCAAACCCCGCUGCCAGGCCUGUGACGAGAUCAUCUUUGCGGACGAGUGUACGGAGGCCGAGGGCCGGCACUGGCACAUGAAGCAUUUCUGCUGUUUCGAGUGUGAGACGGCGCUGGGCGGCCAGCGGUACAUCAUGAGAGAGAGUCGGCCGUACUGCUGCCACUGCUACGAGUCACUGUACGCCGAAUACUGUGACACCUGCGGAGAACACAUCGGUAUAGACCAGGGUCAGAUGACGUACGAGGGCCAGCACUGGCACGCGUCCGAAGAGUGUUUCUGCUGCGCCUGCUGUCGGCUCCCUCUGCUGGGCAGACCCUUCCUGCCUCGCGGCGGACUCAUCUUCUGCUCCCGCUCCUGCUCGCUCGGGGAAGACCCAGACAACUCCGACUCCUGCGAUUCUGCCCUGCAGAGCAAAUCAGUGUCACACAAGACCAUUCAAAACCAGCAGCGUACUUCAACGCCACGGCCACAGGGGGGAACCAGCAUCACUGUCGCCACCUGCAAGAAUGCAGUCAGAGCAGCUAGUACAACAACAGCCAAUGGGGGACAUUUUACACUGGAGAGCAAAGGUGUUCACACUUCUUUCCAUCCUAUACCGAAUGGCCAACCUCCACCGUAUGGACAAACACACACACAACACUCACAUCUGUCCUCUCCGCUCAGUCCAAUAGCCAAUGACAAGGAAACAUUAGUUAGUGAACAACUAGGGAAUCACCGGCCGGACAGUCUGGAGUUUACAGUGGAGCUGAAUGGAUACGCUGAAUUUGGUCCUUUCCCGCCAAGCUGCACGUCUAGAGGCACUUCGACUGCAAAGGACUGUGGGAACAUCAUUGAAAGCGGUUGUACAGGAAUUUCGUCUCAACUCGAGUCUUCAGAAGCAUUUGUUGAUCUAAAUGACUCUGAGUCCUUUCCGCCUCCUCCGCCCCCUGUUUUCUUCGAUCCGUCUGAUUUGCCGAACCUUUCGGACUCCCCGGCCGCUGUCACCGAAGCCGAAGACGUCCCUGUCGCACCGGUCCGCAGCAGCACCGCCAGGGUCAGCUUCAGAGAGCCAAUCAGCUGUAGUUAUUCAGUGGAAGAGGAAGACUGGGAGGAAGAGGAACGGGUGGAGCCGGAGAGAAAAGAGGGUGAGGAUGAUGAGCAGGAGGAAGAUGGAGAGGAAGUUGAAGGAAGUUUGGGACGCAGGUUGCGCUUUUGCACUGAAGUACCAUCUCAAAUGGACCUGCUGGAUGGCUCAUACCACCGCAGUUUCCGUCGAGGAAGCGGUGGCCACCACCCCACGGAGAAGCGGCUCAGACGCGCCCGAGGUUCACGAAGUGACAGGCCUCGUCUGGAAACCCUGGACUCCAGGGUAGAGGACCGCAGGCGGUCCAACAGCGUCCUGGACGGCAGCAGGACCGGCAGCCUUACGCUGCACUCCACCCGCUACCGCCACGAAGACUCCUGUUCCACCUGCUCCUCUUCCUCGGACUCCGAGGAGGAAGGCUUCUUUCUGGGCCAGCGCAUUCCUCUGCCGCCGCAGCUGACGGGUGGAGAGAGAGCAGCAGAAGCACACAGAGAGGACGAGGACAAGAGCCGCAGAGGAAGCUUUAGGAGAAGAAGGACACAGAGUCUCAGUAGAAAAGACAAGGACAAGGACAAGGACAAGAACUGCAUACUGUCCUGAGACUAAGACGUAUAUAUGUUAAAGAAUGCAGUCGAGACUCUGAACCAACAAGCUGCUCAGUCAAGAACAAAGUUUAUGAGUGACAUGUUGUAUGAUAAAAAUAGAAACUAUCUUACAGUCUGUGCAUCUGUGUAACAGUAUUUUUAGGUGAUGACAUAUUAUCCAAUAUCAGUUUCAGUAUCAGGGUGCGUAGUCAAAUCUACUGGCGUUAUUAUUCGGGCCAAGGAACAUUUCUAAUCCAAAUUUUGGUUGUUGUAGGAUAAGUAGAACUACAGUUUCUAAAUUUAUACGAGAGAACUAGGUGAACUAAUUUCAUUUUACAUUUAUUUACAGUUAAAGGCCUGUUUCUCAUCACAAAUAUUCAGCACAAAAUUCACUCCAAUUUUGGCAUGCAGUUCAUUUGUUCAAUAUGGAAGCUUGUUUCCACCACUGAAUUAAAAUUAAAAAGGUAAUUCUGAUGCUUUCUCUCACUAUUCUGACUUCUGACUAUUCUGAUCUCACAAUUGUGACUUUUGUUUUGCAAGUUACAAAGACACAAUCUCUUGUAAAGCCAGAAUUGUGAGAUAUAUAUAAAAAAUAAUAAUAAUAAUAAUAGAACUGUGGCAUAUAAAAUUGCAAUUGUGAAAAAACGAGAUAAAAAUCAGAAUUGGGAGGAAA
Messenger RNA from Labeo rohita (rohu), 3222 nucleotides. RefSeq names its product prickle homolog 3 (gene prickle3). Gene Ontology annotation, molecular function: zinc ion binding. NCBI's taxonomy places the organism in Eukaryota, Metazoa, Chordata, Actinopteri, Cypriniformes, Cyprinidae. The record is from RefSeq and is a predicted model, not a curated record.